This is a messenger RNA of Brassica napus (rape), 1083 nucleotides long. RefSeq names its product F-box/kelch-repeat protein At4g38940-like. Gene Ontology annotation, molecular function: protein binding. The transcript has a single exon. The record is from RefSeq and is a predicted model, not a curated record. Lineage: Eukaryota; Viridiplantae; Streptophyta; Magnoliopsida; Brassicales; Brassicaceae. Bases 1 to 1083 code for a protein of 360 amino acids.
AUGUCGUCUAAAACUAGGUUAAAGAAGGAGCAAUCUUCAGAACAGCCGUCUCUGAUUCCAUCACUUCCCGAAGAGAUCAUCGUUGACAUCUUAGCGCGUGUAGGGAGAUGCCGCUAUCCAAAACUCUCCCUUGUUUCCAAGCACUUCCGAUCACUUGUUACCUCCCAUGAGCUAUACGAGAGGCGAUCACUGUUAGGAUGCACGGAACACUCUCUCUAUGUUGUCCUCUGUAACAAAGAAAACGAUAAUCACUAUUGUUAUGUUCUCUAUCGGAAAGCCAACGGUAAUCACAGCUUGGUCCUUAUCCCUUCGCUUCCCAAAAUGCCUCGCAAGGGAGGCUUUGUCGCGGUGGGGUCAAGGAUAUAUGUGUUUGGUGGGUUGAACUCUUACCGACAUAAGAAAAUUCAAACGAAUGCAAUAAGCAUUGACUGUAUAUCCCAAACGGUGCACCUCCUGCCUAGUAUGAAUGUAACCAUGUCUGUUUCAGUUGCUGACAUCAUUGACGGGAAAAUAUACGUAACUGGAUACCGCUGUAACAUGGCGGUGUUCAAUACAGAAACACAAAUGUGGGAGCCUAAGACAAUACCAGAGACAAUGAAUGGUUACAUGUGGGCUUGUGAUUGUGUGGUUAUGGCUGGCAAGAUGUACAUGAGGGAUCCUGUUAACAGCUUUGUUUUUGUUUACGAGUCAAAGGAAAUUAAAUGGGAAAUGGACAAGAUGCUGAAUAAGUUCGAGUGGAAGGAUGCGUGUGUCGUUGAUGACGUAUUGUAUUACUACGAUAGUGGUUGGAAGGUGCUGAGAGCUUAUGACCCAAAAGAGAGUAGUUGGGUAGUGGUGAAUGGUUUGGCAGAAUUGUUGGCUGAUGCGAGAUUUUCAGCCUGGUCUUACACUGGGAGUUACGGUGGGAAACUGGCUAUGUUUUAUUCGAAAAUAACAGGUAAAACAAAAGUUAUUCGGUGUGCGGAGAUUUCGCUAGAAAGACGUCGUCAAGGAAAGAAGAUUUGGGGUAAAGUUGAGUGGUGUGAUGAUGUUUUGGUUGGUGGUGAUUUUUACGUUAACAAAUCUCUAGAUGUUAUUGUUUGA